Lonchura striata (white-rumped munia) is the source of this 3967-nucleotide messenger RNA. NCBI's taxonomy places the organism in Eukaryota, Metazoa, Chordata, Aves, Passeriformes, Estrildidae. The record is from RefSeq and is a predicted model, not a curated record.
CGGGGCGGGGGUGAGGGGGGCGCGCGCAGGUGCAUCCGCUCCUCUCAGGGCGCCUCCCGCCGCCGCCGCGGGGCAGCGCCCGGGGAGAGCGCGGUGUUCGCUCUCGGCAGCGCGGAGCGCGGGUUCUUCCCGUGCUCCGACCGCCCCUGGUGAGGGGAGGGGAGAGGGAAGACCGGAGGAGGGCACGGAGGCAACGCCGUCACCAGAGGAGGCGGUGGCGGGGAAGAGGAGGGGAAGGAGCCGGCGCGGAGCCUCGCCUCACCUCGCCUCGCCUCACAGCCCCUCCGCCGUCCUCGCCUCGCCGGCCGCCGGACUCACCGGCGGCCGCCCGUCCUCAUGAUGGCCUCGACCACCUGCACACGCUUCACCGACGAGUACCAGCUCUUCGAGGAGCUCGGAAAAGGGGCGUUCUCCGUCGUGAGGAGGUGUAUGAAAAUCACCACAGGACAAGAGUACGCUGCCAAAAUUAUCAACACCAAAAAGCUUUCAGCUAGGGAUCACCAGAAACUGGAGAGAGAAGCUAGAAUCUGUCGCCUCCUGAAGCAUCCUAAUAUUGUGCGGCUCCAUGACAGCAUAUCAGAAGAAGGAUUCCAUUACUUAGUCUUUGACUUAGUCACUGGAGGUGAAUUGUUUGAAGAUAUAGUUGCAAGAGAGUAUUAUAGUGAAGCAGAUGCCAGUCAUUGUAUACAGCAGAUUCUAGAAAGUGUUAAUCAUUGUCAUCUAAAUGGCAUAGUUCACAGAGACCUGAAGCCUGAGAACUUACUUCUAGCUAGCAAAUCCAAGGGAGCAGCAGUCAAACUGGCAGACUUUGGAUUGGCUAUAGAAGUCCAGGGAGAACAACAAGCUUGGUUUGGCUUUGCUGGUACUCCAGGGUACCUUUCUCCAGAAGUGUUACGAAAAGAUCCCUAUGGAAAACCUGUGGACAUGUGGGCAUGUGGAGUCAUUCUGUACAUCCUCCUGGUGGGAUACCCUCCCUUCUGGGAUGAAGACCAGCACAGGCUUUACCAGCAGAUCAAGGCUGGUGCUUAUGAUUUCCCCUCACCAGAAUGGGACACGGUGACUCCUGAAGCAAAAGACCUUAUCAAUAAAAUGCUCACCAUCAACCCAGCAAAACGUAUCACAGCAUCAGAAGCACUAAAGCAUCCAUGGAUCUGUCAACGUUCUACUGUUGCCUCUAUGAUGCACAGACAAGAGACUGUAGAUUGCUUGAAGAAAUUCAAUGCAAGAAGAAAACUAAAGGGGGCCAUUUUGACAACAAUGCUGGCUACCAGAAAUUUCUCAGCAGCCAAGAGUUUACUGAAAAAGCCGGAUGGAGUUAAGAAAAGGAAGUCCAGUUCGAGUGUUCAGAUGAUGAUAAACAACAAAACCAACGUGGUAACCAGCCCCAAGGAAAAUAUUCCUACCCCGGCGCUGGAGCCCCAAACUACAGUAAUCCACAACCCUGAUGGAAAUAAGGAAUCAACAGAAAGUUCCAACACGACCAUCGAAGAUGAGGAUGUGAAAGCUCGUAAGCAGGAGAUUAUCAAGGUGACCGAGCAGUUGAUUGAAGCCAUCAACAACGGGGACUUCGAAGCUUACACAAAAAUCUGUGAUCCAGGCCUUACGUCUUUUGAACCUGAAGCUUUGGGUAAUCUGGUAGAAGGGAUGGACUUCCACCGGUUUUACUUCGAAAAUGCUCUGUCCAAAAGCAACAAGCCGAUCCACACGAUCAUCCUGAACCCGCACGUGCACCUGGUGGGCGAGGACGCGGCAUGCAUCGCGUACAUCCGCCUGACGCAGUACAUGGACGGCAGCGGCAUGCCAAAGACUAUGCAGUCCGAGGAGACGCGCGUGUGGCACCGGCGCGACGGCAAGUGGCAGAACGUGCACUUCCACCGCUCGGGCUCGCCCACCGUACCCAUCAAUGCCUAGCGCAGAGGGAUCCCACCACGGCUCCAGCCCCUAGAUGCUACGCUAAAAAUAUCAGCGGUGCCGCUCUUGCAUUUUCUGUACCCAACGCACCUGGUUGAUUACCAUCUUGGCCAUCCUGUUCUCUUCAUGCAUGUUUCUGAGUGCAUGAAGUUGUGAAGGUUCUUCAUGUAACACAUUUGUGAUGCACCACAUUGCUGUAUAUUCCAUCUGUACACUGUUAACAUUUCAAUGAAGGUGAUGUUCCAUGCAAUUAGAGAAUAACAAGGUGUAAAAGACAAAAAAGAGAUAUUGGAUGGACAGCAGUAGACACAUAAUACAUUUGUCACUUGCUCCAUUUAUGACAAGUUUUGACAGACAACUUUAAAAUCUAACGCGUUUAUUAAAAAAAAGGAAAAAAAAGAAAAAGUAUAUUUUACCUUCUUUUUUUAAGAACUGUUUUUUGACUCCUCCUUUUCUCCCAAGUCCCAGGAUUUUGCUUUGGUUCUGGUAGGAAUGGUUAGGAUUUCCGCUGGCAGCUCCUUUACUGUAAAACAGAUUUUUAUCCUAGAUGGACAAAAUCACUGAUAAAUGCGGAAGGGUUAAUAUCUUGGCUUUGGACCAGCUACAGCCUUCUUAGUUAAAUAGUCUAUGUAAACUGGAAAAAUCUUCUUGUUUGUUGGCCUGGCCACUCCAGAAUUAACUGUCAGUGUUCUGGGGAGUCAGCAGCUUCCAUUUUCCUUUUGAGUCCUUUUCGCUUUCUUAUUUUGCUUAACUGAACGGUUCUGUUGGAUGAUUAAGCAAAAUUAAAAAUUGUAAGGAACUAAGUGAUAAUUGAGAGACAGUUUUUGAGGAUUAAAAUGGAAGGAAGAGAAAGAUUUUUAUCACUUUUAGGAUGUACUGUAAAUUUUUAAGGAGGCUUUAAAAAUACAAUAUGUGGGUUAAUGUAUAGACCAGUUGUGUGGAUAAUAUACUCAAGAAAUAUUAGGCCUUAAAGCUAAGUAUGAAGAGUUUACUUACAUUACACUGCUGCUUUUGCUUCUCUGGAAAUGAAUUACGGAGACACCGGUUUUCCGUGGGACCCUAGCACUUUACCACAGUCUCCCCCUCUUGCCCUCAAUCCACUCAUGGUUUCUCAAGCUCCCCUGGCAGUGUUCGGUGUUGAGGCCGACGAUCCCAACGGGUUUGUCCCAGCUCUGGGCCGAGGGUGGAACGCUGUGCUGGCAGUGCGGAACGCCAACUUUGCAACAGGGACUAGCUCUCCUUCCCUCACGUUGCUGUAAAAAUACACCCUCACAAGAAUUUCACCUUCUUCCCUUCCACUGUUGCAGGGAAGCCCAGGCUGGGCUGCUCGUGUUCUCCCUGUGGUUCUGCUCCCCGCAGCGCUGUACAGUGCAUGGUAUCUCAGUCAGUGUCCUUUUUAGCCGUCCAAAAUUUACAACUCGGCAGCCGGGACUUUUUAAAAUGGGAAAGCUUCCUAAUUUGUAUCAUUUCACCUUUCUGUGUUGAUUACUAAUCAGAAGCAGUUCUUAAACAUGUUGAUGUUGUUACUAGUGGAUGUAUGGUAGAUGGACUUAAGCUUCUCUGAUAAUUACUACAUGAUUUUAAACAAUAUAUAUUUAAAGUAAGCAUCUACAAUAAAUGUGUUGAGCCAUAUUAACCUGCCAAUGGGAUCUGUGAAAAAAGUAAUGGCCUCAUUUUUUUUUUCUCAUUAAUUUCUUUUUCCUUUUUUCUUUUUUUUUUCCUUUUUUUUUCUUUUUUUUUUUUUUUUUUUUUUUUUUUUUUUUGAAGCGGCUAUAAGUGGCAUAACUAUAUUUAAAAUUAACAAAUUAGGUGUAGGGUGGUUUUUUUAUACUUAUAACAUAGCAUGUGGUGUUGAUGUAUUACUGUAGACCAAGUUUGUCUUCCACACCAAGACAUAAGGAAAUUGUGAUUUGUUCUCUCCACCACAACUGAAUUACAUACUUCUGUCAUUUUGGAACACUGCAGUUUACCAUGGGACACAGUGUACAUAUUUCUUGCCAUAAUGGUAAAUGAUUGAUAUAUUUAAGGAUUAAUAAAUUUGUGAUUUCUGCUGACA